UAUUUUUGGACGGGUUCUUUGUUGUUUCUCCUUGAUCAGCGCUGGGACCUGUCUAUCAUCAUCAUAUAUAGUGGUUCAGACGACGACAACUCGAAGCUUGAUCGCGUUGGCGAUGGAUAGACGGGACAUGAACAGUGGAGUACGGUUCUGUCGAUGGCGGGUCGAGUUGCAGUCAUUCUUUUGGAUCAUCGAUUCCAUUCCUCUCUCGGUUAUGCGUCGUCAUCAUCUUCCAUCCUUCAUUGUCCUCGAAACUUGUAGUAGACGCUACCAACGCCAUAAAGGACUCGGCCCCAGGCAUCGUGAGUCUUUUGUAACAGUCCAUGCUGAGGGCGUUUCUGGUUAUGCCGUUGUUCCGGCCGGUCUGCCGAAGUCCGGUGAUAGUGGCCGUCGUGGUACACGAGUUCUCCCGGCAUCGUUAUCCGUAUUGUUUAUCGUAUGUAUUGUUAUUUUUAAUUAUUUGUGGACUUGGUUCAUGUGAAUUGCGUGUUCCGCAAGUUUUCUAUUCCCAGAGCCCGUGCUAGAGACCUCGCCCUGUUUAAAUAAUUCUCCUUAGCGUAGGGCGAUCUGAUGGUUGUCAACCUCUUGAGGCGCAUACCAGGCCGAUGACUCUAAUUGCACUUCACCUGCUCAAUUAUUGCAUCAAUUCUUCCAUCACUUGCCAUUCAACUCAACGAGCCGUCAGCAUUUGACCUCUCAUAUGCAUCAAAAGGUCCAGCGCCGCUGAAGGGGUCCCACCACCGGCCGAUCAUGCGACUUAAUCGCCGUCUCGGUCGGCUGUAGGGUGGCAAAUAUCACCCUUCACGGCUGAGUUUCUUUCAUACUUGCGUCACGCCUAUGAAAUCUCAGCCUUGGCCCGUGGCUUGGCAAUAAAGACUUGCGAAAAUCUUGUCUAAUAUCACAAAGUGUUUCGUGGUGGUUGUCUGUCUGUGAAGAAUAAACUUGCUUUAAUGCGGACCGCAAAGUGGUGGAUGAAGGAUGGAUGCUGAUGCUGGUAGCAAGGUCAAAGAGCAGAAGACACAAAGAUCAAGAGAUAGUAACAAGAUAGACAAAGAAAGAGCAUACAUUUCAACAGAUGAAGUUCUUCCUUUCGUAGGAGAUUUCCUGCAGACUCAGCCUUAAGAAUGUGAAGAUGAGUGCUCUUACACGAGUCUUGGCAUCGUCAGAUCCUGGCAAUGAUCAUUAACUUCGUCAUCUAUUAGAAGGGACCUCGAAGAUGUCUCUACUGUAGACUUCCCAACAUCAAGUCUUGUGUCAGGUGAUAAGGAGCAUGAGGCUGAGAUGUUUCAUCAUUGACAAUGGCUCAAGUACCCAGCUUUAGAGCGUUCCUCCUUCGCGAAAUGAUCUAGUGCGAUACAGGGAUACACUACGGAAUACAUUGAUGCACCCACUGAUCGUUUCGAGACAGGCGAUAUCGCGUGCCGCCUCUCACUACUCACAAUCUUCGAACAGGCGUCACUCAGCCACUGUCACAUGAUAUCGCCAUGGAUGCGUCUUCAAGUGCAUAUGGAAUAUUGUGUAACCUUCAUAAUCUACGCCGAUACACUGGUAAUACAUGUUUGUGUCAUUUGACUGGAUGAGGCCGAAUACUCUUCGUAUCUCUCUGCAGAAAGAUGAAAAUCCUUGACUGGCAGAACUGAAUGAGAGAGUCCUAGCAAUUAUGCCAAGUUUAUUUUUUACGCCAUCAUGACAACCUACAGACAGUAAAUCGAUAUCAGAUCGCCAAUGUCCGCUUGUCGCCGAACGUUGGUGAUAAGCUUGCCAUCUCUUUGUAACGCAGAUUAGCCGUGCUGAAUGGUGGAUGGUGAAUCUACCUGGUAAUCUCAUAUUGCGGUAAAUCUAAUUAAUUGAAGAAAUGCACAGAUUGUUGCGAUGUGCCCU
Messenger RNA from Fusarium verticillioides 7600, 1878 nucleotides. RefSeq lists its product as hypothetical. Bases 113 to 478 code for a protein of 121 amino acids. The record is from RefSeq and is a predicted model, not a curated record. Lineage: Eukaryota; Fungi; Ascomycota; Sordariomycetes; Hypocreales; Nectriaceae. The transcript has 2 exons.